ACACACAAAUUAGUCCAUCCGGCGUACUCGACUGCCAUUGCAAGGCAAGAGUUUAUUGAACCCAUCAUGGGGGAUAAUAAGCUCUUUGUUUUGCUGCUUUUAUAUGCCAUUGUCGUUACUGAUGCUCAAGAUGAUGGAGCAGUGUGCCUUUUGGCUAAAAGGUACAAGAGCUUUCACAAGUAUGAGUACCUUUAUGAAUCUGAGUCUCUGAACACAUUGAAUGGAGCUAUCAAUGGACCCAAAAUCAGCUGCAAGGUUGAGAUUGAGGUUCCUGGUACAUGUCACUUCAAUGUGCACACCACGGAUUGCACACUGAGUGAAGUCAUCAGUGUCGAUGCAGAUGGAAACCCAAUCUUUGGAUCUACUGCUGGUGCUGACACUUUCAACACUCAAAUGGAGAAGAAUCCAUUAAAGGUCAUUGUAGAAGGUGAGAAUGACAUCAAGCUUUUCCCUGAGGAUGGUGAGCUAAUCAACAUCCUAAAUGUCAAGAGAGGUAUCAUCUCUGCCCUGGCUGUGCCUGUGCUGCAAGAGGAAAAGAAUAAGCAAAUGCCUACCAUCUAUGGUCUGUGUGAGACUGAUUACACCGUAAACACCAGGGAAGAUAUUGCCACUGAUGUGACCCUUAACAGGGACUUGUCCAGAUGUGACCAGUUCAGGCCAAUCAAGGACCACACCAGCCCCCUGGCUAUAAUUAAAGGCAUGCAUUAUCCACUUUCCCAGCUGAUCCGCAGCAAACAGACUUGCAGCUACAAAUUUGACAAUACUCAGAAACACAUGACCUCUGGGGUUUGCACUGAGGACCACCUUCUUGUACCCUUUUCUCACGAGGAGAAGUAUGGGGUUGCCAGUGUGGGCAAACAGACACUGUCUCUGUUGGGAGUGACUGAGUACAACGAAAGAGUGUUUGAUCACAACGAGGCCAACAUGAAGACACUGCACCUUGAUGAAAGUGUUGAUAUGAGCCCGAGUCAAGAUAAAAAUGCCAUCCUUGCUGUUCUGAGGGAGCUCUCUGGCCUUUCCCACACCACUGAUGGACAAAAGAGAGCUCACCUCGCUUACAAGCUUGUAGCUGUAAUGCGAAAGAUGAAUGCUGAUACACUGUCUGACGCUUUGCCAGAGGCUCUGGAUAUCUCUCCAUCCCUGACCUACCAGGUUCUGUUCCAGUGUGGCACCCCAGAGUGCAGUGGUGCCUUGAUGCAAGUCCUCAGGACCUUCAAAAGCUCAUCCACUGAAAUUGAUGCUGCAGUCUAUGCUAUGGGAAUGGUACCCAACCCCUCUCGUGUGCUUGUUAAAGAAAUGCUGGAGAUGGCCAAGUUUAAGCCAAGCAAACUAAUUUACUAUGCUACAAGCAAUGCUGUCAGAAGGCUCUAUAAGGCUGAGGGAAGAGUCACCCCUGAAAUCCAGGCGGUGGCAGAUUAUGCCCUUGAAAAUAUUGGUGACUGCACAGGUGACCAGGAACACAUCUAUUUGACUCUAAGAGUUAUUGGAAACAUGGCUGAAGCUGUAGGUGCUGCCAGUCCUGCCCUGAAGUCAGCUGUGAUUCAGUGUAUUAACCAAGCAGCUGCCUCCACCGAGGUUCAGCAAGCAGCCAUCCAGGUCUUCAGACUGACUGCAAUCCCCCAAGAGGGCAGAACAGUGCUAAAGCAGGUUCUACUGGAAGAAACAGCUCCUGUGCAGAAACGUAUUGCUGCUUACCUCAUUCUCAUGAAGGAUCCCCAGCCCAGUGAACUUGCACUGUUGGUUGCAGCUCUGCCCAGUGAAGGAAAUCUGCAGGUCAAGAGCUUUGUAAUAUCUCAUCUUACCAACAUUCUGAGCUCAACAGCAGCAGCGACCAAAGAACUGAGGCAGAAAAUUCUUGACACUCUUCAAGGCAAUGAGGUUGGAAAUCCCAUGGAUGCCACUAAGUUUUCUCGGAACUACAAAAUUGGCUCUCUGGAGGGAAAUAUGAUUUUUGACAAAGAAAAUGAACUGCCAACAGAAGUCAUGCUUGAAAUGACCCUGAAUGCUUUCGGAUAUGACAUUGACAUGGUCGAGUUUGGUAUGGAGGGCAAGGGACUAGAGCCAAUUGUUGAGGCCUUGUUUGGUCCAAAUGGUUUCUUUCCUGAUACUGUGAUGAAGACUGUUUACUAUGCAACUGAUAAGAUGCCUUCCCAAGUUAAUGAGAUCCUCAAGAACAUGAUCCCAGCCUUGAAUGAAAGAAAAAAGAGACAGGUACCAAAAAAUAUUAUCAGAGAAAUCAGUAAAAAUGUUGACAAGCUAAUCAAGAACCUGAAGUCCCAAGAUGCCCCUGAAGCCAUGCUCUAUCUAAGGUUGCUGGGUGCUGAGCUUGGCUAUCUUAAAACCAAUGAUUUGGAGGAAAUGGCCUCCAGUGUGACAAAAGUGGCUGAAAAUCUCUUGAAGAUGUUCCCUAAAGAUUGUGUCAAGAGCUUGUUCUCAAGUACAGACAAUGAGCUUUUCCUUCAUUACAUCUUCAUGGACAAUGAGUUCUACCUGCCUACUGGUCCUGGUCUUCCACUGAGGGUGGCUUUGUCUGGUACCUUUGCAUCUGGUGUUAAAGGAGGACUCAGAAUUAGUCCAGAUAUGAGUGAGAUUGAAUUCAUGCCAUCUGCUGGUGUUGAGUUUGUUACUGAAAUUGGGGCUCACUUCCCAGACUAUGUUCACUCUGGCCUGGAGAUGCACACCAACAUCUACCAUGAGAGUGGUAUGAGAGCUAAAGUUGCAAUGACUCGCAAACAGAUCAAGCUCACCAUCCCUAUUCCUAAAAACCCAGUGAAGGUUCUCAGUGUGAGCAACUCUAUGGUGUCUGUCACUGGUGAUAAAGCAACAACCAUUCCUGCUAUGACGGACCUAAUUGAUGUGAACAAAUGCACACCUUUCUUCCCUGGUGUGAAAUAUUGCAGUGCCCUUCAGUACUCAGAUGCUAUGUUCAAUGAUGCCUCCCCAUACUUCCCACUUUCUGGUGACAGCAAAUUUGCUAUUGAGCUGCACCCCACAGCUGAUGUCUCUGAGUACACGGCCACUAUUAAUUAUGAUUAUGAGGACAACACUGACAAAGUCACAUUUGAUAUAAAAGCUGAAGGUACAGCCUUUGAGGCCACCUCCAAGUUCAUGUUCAACAGAAAGGAAUAUACUGUUUCUGCCGAACUCCAAAUCCCUGAUUUUGACAUUGAGGCUGGAAUUCGAAUUGGCACUGCUGACCCAAGCACUAAGGUCAAAGGCACACAUUCCAUCCAGAUUGACCUCAUCAACAAGAACAUCCCUAUGGCAUCUCUGACUGGCCUGGCAAAGAUUGAAGCGAUGAAAGAUGCAAUGUUGCAGGUUCAAUUGCUUGUCCCAGAUCUUGAGGUUGACGGAAAACUAACUGCCAGUCUGAAGCGUGAUGAGGAAUUAGAAGUUGAGCUUAAAAGUGACUUUAAAUUAACUGGCACAUACUUUGUGCAGAAACUCAUCCUAAAAUAUGACAACGAGAAAAUUGAAGCUCAGAUUAAGUCAGAUGUCAACUAUAAAACAGAGAACAUUGAAUUCGAACUUCUAAUGUUCAAGGCGUACAUCAAUGACCUGUUGGAUCAGACUUUUGGACAGACAAGGACAAAGGUCUGUGAUAUUUUAGCCUCGUCAAUUGAGGCCACAAAUUCCUAUAUUGAAGCUUCAAAUAUCCCAUAUGUGGAAAACCUAAGGGUUCCUUCACUACAUGAACUUGAGAUGCCUAAGAUGCUGUUUUUAAAUACUGAGGCAGAUGCAAAGUACCACUUUGGGAAACAUUACUACACCAUCACCCUGCCAAUGCCUCUUGGUGGCAAAUCAUCCAAGGAUCUAAACUUCCCUCCUGCUCUUACCACACCAAAUUUGGAUGUGCCUCAACUUGGCCUAAAUAUUGCCUCUGUUAAAGUCCCUAUGCCUGAAGUUUUUGUUCCUAAGACCAUUACUUUGUCUCUACCCACCCUUGGAAAGGCAGAACUGGCUGGGAAGCUACACAGCAACCUCUACGAUCUGGAGGCAACUCUGUCUGCUGGCAAAGAUUCUGAUGAAAAUCAAGGCUACUCUGCUAAAGUUGGUGUAACUGGUUCUGGCCCUGUGGAUCUCCUCUCCGUUAGAAUUGAAGGAUCAGCGUUUAUUACUGGAAUGAUGACUGAUACUCUAAGGGCAGAGAUGAAUACUGCUUUCAAUCACAAGCUCAUUGAUGCUAGAUUCAACAUUUCUGAAGAAAUACAACUGAUGGAGAAAAUCAGCAUAACAUCAAGCAGCAAACUGGACGUCAACAGCCCCUUCAAUGUAAAGUUUUCUCUGGAACAUGCAGGACAAAUUGGACUCAAUAUAGAAGAGAUCUUUGGAGAUAACCACUUAAAAGGAUCCUUUGUGACUGGUCCUAUUGUCGGUGAUGUCACCCUCACACAGUCAGUUGCUCUCUUCCCAUUUAAGCCAGAGGCAAGAAUUGAUUCAACAAUAGAAGUUAGUUCAACUCCUUUCCAGGCACAGAACAAAAUUGUAGCAAGCUUUGUUAAUGGAGAGCUAUCAGUUGUAUCAAACUCAGCUGCAUUUGAGGAUAUGCUAACACACAAUGCUGAAUUUACUCUCGUGAGAUCAAAGUGUGCCAUUAAAUCAGAUACUAAGGCAUCGGCUCUGGGGCUGAAUAUCCAUAAUGUUGCUGAAGCAAACAUUGGUGUUGAAGAAAUCAGCGUUAGGAUUGAAACAACCAGCAGUCAUUCUGAAGACCAUAUUAACUCCCUCAUGGUUGCAGCUCUGAAUAGUAAUGGUCUGGUUGUUAACAGUGAUGCUUCUGCGAAGCUAGAUAAGCACACAGCUACUCACAAAGCCAGUGUGACUCUGGACAAAAAUGGCCUAACAACCAGUGGCACCACCUCAGUGAACAGCCUGUUUACUCUUCAGAAUACUUUCAGUGGCAUCCUUCAUUCUUCUAAAUUUUCUCUAACAGCUGAGACAAAAGGAACAUUUAAAAGCAUGUCUAUUGAUAAUAUCAACUCCAUAUCUGUAUCAAUGCCUUUUGUAGCUUUAUCUUCUAAGUCUCGAGUUGGUGUUGCCCCAGAUAUAUGGUACAUAUAUGAUAUGUCAUUACAGGCAGAACCAUACACUGUAACUGCUAGUGUGAAAAGUCAUUCGAAGAUUGCCUCAGAGGGAGAGCUGAAAAACACCUGUGAAAUUAAGCUUGCAGAUCUGACUGGAAAUGCUAAAUGCAGUACCACUGGAAAACUCUUGGGAGCUCACAUGAACCAUGACAUUGAAAUGGAGAUUGUUGGACUUGGUGUAAGAAUAAACAAUGAUGCCCGCUUUACAUCCCAACUUGGUCAAUUUUCCACUAAUCUUCAGGCCACUGCUGCUCCAUUCACAUUAAAUGUGCAUGCUAUUGCUAAUGGUGAUGGAGAAUUGCAUCUUUUUGGAAAACAUAGUGCCCAGAUAUACAAUAAAUUCCUUCUCAAAGCAGAGCCACUUGCUCUUGCCCAUUCCCAUGAAUGUAGGCUCUCAACUACACAUGAGUUGUACAAUGAAGUCAUUUUCGAGGCCAACUUCGAUAAGAAGGUUGACACCCAACUGACAUUUUUGGAGCAAUCAGCAAAAAUAAUCGUAAAAUCUAAUAUAAACAACAAUGUAUUCAAGCAAGAAUUUAGUGCCUAUAACAACCAUGAGAGGAUUGGACUGGAAGUGUCUGGAGGAGCCACAUUUAGAGAAAGCCAAGAUGUCUCUAUCUCAGCUUUAAUCCAGUAUGAUAAGAACACAGAGAAUCAUGUUAUUAACUUGCCGAUUCUGGAAAGUCUGCCUGCAAUCCUGGAGAACCUCAAAAUCACAUCUGUGACUCUUGUUGAGGCAUUACAGGAUUACAUAAAAAGAGAGGAGUUUAUUGUCAAGAUUCAGAACCUUCUACAGCACUUGACUGAUACCAUAACUGAGUUUAAUCUUGAAGAAAAGGUUGAGCAUUUUAAAAGGAGCCUGGUUAGUUUUCUGGAGCAUUGUCCAAUUUCUACAGUGGACCUUGAGGCUGCUGUGCAUGAUCUGGAGUUUGGAACAUUCAUGGGUCUGGCUGUGGUAACCAGUCGUGUCCAUGAAAUAAAGGAACAGAUUUUAAGUGGUGCCUUGUCUAGCACAGUUAUGGAGAAGAUAACUUUACUCAAUAAAGAAUAUGACAUCAAGGGUAUGAUCCUUGUUGUUAUAGAAGCCGUUGAAAAUGUGAUUAAACAGAUUGAUAUGACUAAACUGAAGGACAGCAGCAUUCCUGUAUUCUAUGAUGCUGAAAAACUAAAUGACAUUAAAUUGCAUCUACAACAGUAUCUGACAGACCUGAAGUCUGUGAUCACAGAUUUUGAUAAGGAUCACUUUGUGGACCAAAUGCAAAACAUCAUUAAAACAACUGAAAUGUACACAGAGAAUCUAAUUGCCAAAUUUCCCAUAGAAGAUAUAAUCAAGAUUGUUGAUACGCUAAAGGAGAUAAUCAACCAACUGGACAUCUUUGGCAAGUAUAAAGUUAUCUACAACAACUUUAGAGAAGUUGUCAUGAAAUAUGAGCUUCACAAAAGGACUGAAGAAUUUUUGGACAAGGUUCUGGAACUCAUCAAACAGUUCAAAAUUGAUAAAACAAUUAACGAAAUUGUAAAAACUCUUAAAUCAAUUCAGAUUCCUUUCCCACAAAUGCUGCAUGAUGCCUUCACCUACCUGAAGUCAACUGACAUAAAGCAGAUUAUUGAUGAUUUGAACAGAUUAAUUGAGGCUUGGGUUCAUUCAGUGAAGUCGUUUGAAUACAAUACAUUUGUAGAUGAGGCUAAUCAAAAACUUAGUGAGCUUACAGCGGAUCUUAACAAAAUCAUUCUGUCACUUGAGCUUCCCCAGAAACUUGAGGCAACCAGAGAAUUCAUUAACUAUGCCCUGUCAUCUAUGUCUGCUUUCUUUGAACAGCUAGGAUCAUCCACUGUCUCAGAUGUCAUAAAAAUAGUGACAAAUCUCAUUGACACUCUCGUCCUGAAUGACAUUAAAACAAUUGCGAAGAAUUUCAAGCAGAACAUUAUUAAUCUGGACAUCAGAGGAGAAUUGCUCCAGGCUUUGCAGCAAGUGAGUGAAAUCUAUAGCAAGGUUUUGUCUGCCCUCACUAAUACAUUUAAUUACUAUGUUGACUUGGUCACAAAUGUCCUUGGUGAUCAGCAAAUUGUCACUGAGCUGAAGCAAAUCAUUGACAAUGUUGUCAAGGCCCUACAGACCUCUGAAGUUGAGAUACCCUCCUUCACUGUCCCAUUGACUGACCUGGUCCUUCCGUCAAGGAAAUUCAGUUUGCAGCAACUCCAGAAGGCCGAGCUACCAGUACAGUUUAACCUUCCAGAAUUCACUAUUCUGGGAUCCUACACUGUCCCAGCGAUCACAAUCACAUAUGAUGAUAUCAAGCAAUUACUCCUAGAACUGGCUGACUUCAUAAUCAACGUUAAUACUGAGACAAUAUUUAAUAAUGUUUACAUUGAAAAACUCACAGUAAACUUCCCUGACCUCUCUACUAUCACACUGCCAGUGGUUACUUUACCACAUAUUUCCUUGCCUGCCAUUCCUAAAUUAAAUAGUAAGCACAUUCUUGACAUUCCACUUCGGAUUCCUGAAAUCAAGCUGCCAAAAAUCCCAAAUUCACUGAUUUUGCCUGCACUUGGAAAGCUCCAUGGCAAGAUCAGGGUCAAUAGCCCCAUUUACACCCUAAGCACCAUUGUUGAAUUAAAAAAUUCCACAGACACUGAACAAAAGCAGCAGUUUACUGCACUUAUUAAUUCUGUAGGAGAAUCCUCAAUUUUUAACAUUCUAGAAUAUAAUCUAGAUGCCACUUUGCAUUUUGCUCUACCAAAAAUGCGCCGUUUGAUUAUUUCAGAUACUUUAAAGUUAAUACAUAGUGCCCUUACUGUUGAACAUAAGGGCUCAGUAGCAUUAUAUGGCCUCUCUGCCCAGGCCACGGCCCAAACAAAUGUGAGGGUAACAACCAUGCCCUACACAGCAGAUAUCAAUAACAAUGCAUUCUUUGCAGUGGAAGGUGGAAUGUCAGCAUCUUUUGAAACAAUCUACAAGCACCAAGUGAACAUGCCCCUCUUAUCACUGACCAGUGAGGCUUCCCUGACCCAGUCAGCACUUGUUUCGCAGAAGGGUGCCACCAUUCAACUGAGAGCUGGAAAUUUAGGCCAGGGCACAUUUUCUCUUUCUGGCUACUCUGAUGUGGGAACCCACAAAAGUGACCUGGUCUGCAAUAUUGCUCCAACAAGUAUUAAAUUGACCUUUACUGGUGACACAAGGCUUACGGGAACUGUAAGUGGAACUCUAAUGAAUGCUGUUAACAUCAUGGUCCAUCCUUUUGAAAUCGCUGUCGAUAUCAAGAACAAGGGCAAUGGCAAAGUUAGUCUUCAAGAGUCACUUUCCACCAAAUUUGACAUUCAGAAUGAUUAUACCUUAAUUUUCAACCGCUUGAAACAGCAUAUAACCAAUGCAGCACUUUUGCGCCUCGCCCAGAACAAAUACAGCUAUAACUUCACACUUGACAACAACAAUGCUGAAACAGGGAUUUAUGCUGCCAUGAAUGGUGAGACUGAUCUGGAGUUUCUAACUGUUCCUUUUAGCAUUCCAGAAACUGUUAUACCUGUCAUUGAUGUAACAAUCACAGGUAUCAGUGAUGUCAACUUGCAUGACAUUAUUGGCCUUAAGUACCUUUCAACCAAGCCAGCCUUUGAUGUAAAUGCAAAAAUUGUCUACCAAAAGAACCAGCUUCAACAAAUCAUCAAUCUUGGUUUCAUCAAUCUUGGUGUUCCUGCUGUAGGCAACUUAAUAUCUGAGAUGUCUUUCAAGUCUUCUGUUUUCAACCUUAUUACAAAUGCUGGAUUAUAUGGAGAUAAUGACCUUGUCAUUCGCAUUGGUGCUAUUUCUACCUCUGUGUUUGAAGAACUGAAUGCCAAACUUGAGGGUACAAGCAGUCUCACCCUAAAGAGAGGUCUGAAACUGGCUAAUGCUUUAUCUCUGAAGUAUCCUUACUUUGAAGGAAGUCACGACAGCACCUUCACAGUAAACACAGAACAUUUGGAAGCUGCAGUAGCAAUGACUACAGUCGCAAACCUGAAUCUGCCUGUCCUUAGCAUCGAAGUUAACCACAAGCUCCUUGCAGACACCAAAACCCAUCCAAAUGCAGCAUCUACACUAACAAUCAAAGAAAAAUGUGACCUUCCUAUUAUCAAGGCUGUUGGCAGUGGUGAAGCUGAACACAUUUUGAAGGUAGAUGCAACUGCUUCUUAUAUUUCUGUGGAGUCCACCACAAAAGGGAUGAUUGAUGGAUCUUUCCUGGAAACUGGCAUUGUUAAGGGAGCUUUGGAUAAUGAGGCAACCUUGCACAUGUCUGUUGAACUAGUACGUUCCAAAUCGAAGACUACUGGUAAUGUAAAUGUUAAUUAUCAAGAUCUCAAGCUAGAGUUUGAUGUCAAUGCAAACUCUGACAUGGGGUCAACACUUAAUCGUCUGUACACUGUCAUGGAUAUUGUUUCUAAUAAUGAAGUUAACAUUGCCCCCUUCAACACCAAGGGUAAGCAUGUUGCCAAAGCCACUCUUGACUUGGCUCCAGUGAGAUCCCUUGUCGCCAAUGUAGAAUUUGACAUGUCUCAGCCAACCUCUUUUUGUGAUUUUACCAUCUAUGAGAAGACAGCUGUUGACUUGACUCUCUUCAAGCAGAAGAUUUCCUAUAUUACAAAAAUGGCAUCUCCACUAUAUACCACAAAUAUUGUGGUUGAGAUGGAAGGUGCUGCCCCAAUCUUCAAAGUCGUUUUCAAGUCCUCAGCCAAAUCUCCAGUUGUACUCCUGGAUUAUGAUCUUGACAGUUAUCUCAGUACUAUUGUGGAAAAUAAAGUCCUGAAUGCAAGAGCUAAGGCUUUCCUUGAACAUAAUGAUUUCACCAUAGACUUCAACAGUAUUUUAACACCAAGUGAUCCCAGCCAUACCAUGAAUAUUGACAUCACCAGCCCAACUUUUACUGAUGCAAGCCUUCGUUAUGCUGCUCAGAAAGAAGGAGUGACUGCCUCAAUUUCCUCACCAUCGGUUGGCUUUCUUGGUUUUGAGCUUCAGGGCAAGCUUCCAGCUCAGCUGACUUCACGCAUCUAUAGCCAUUAUGCAUCUGCACCUGAAAAUGACAUUGACAUCCUGAAAGUAAAUAUUGCUGCAGAUGGAGAUAAAAAAAUACAUUUCCAUGCUGACUUGAAUGUGCAAACUCCCAAAGAGAUGAUCCUGGGGCUGUAUAGGAGAUUGCAUGCCAUCUCUUCUGCUAUUUCCAAUUUUGCUGAAAAAUAUGGCAUUACUGGUACCUUCAACACUCUGAAGACAGCUCUUAUCAAUGCUCUAAAUGAUGCCUACACUAAUUCAUACAAUCAUGCUCCUGAUCUCAGCCAGCUUUCUAUUUUAUUUAGAAAUGUUAUUGUUCAGUACCAUAAGGUCAUUCAGCAAUUACUUAAUGCUGCCGUCACCUUCCUGAGGGAGACCCAGAUUAAGCUGCUGGGUAUGGAGGAGACUACACUGUCUGAGAUCUGUCAUAAAAUCAGAAGCAGCAUUGCUGCAGUGUUUGAAAAAGUUAUUAAUGCAAUCAUUGACAACCUAAAACCUCACCUCUCUACUGUUAAGACCUUCAGGAUAGUUCUGCCCAAUGGAAAUUACUUAACUAAAGAUGAGAUCUUUAGUAAUAUGGAAAAUGCCCUGACCUACAGUGUGGAUAUGAUAAAACAGCUAGAGUGCCUUGAUGGGAUUCUUAAGAGGCUGGGUCAAGCCCUCCAAGAGGCUGUUGAUAUGGCCCAGCUUUCUAUUGACAUGAUCCAAUCUGAUUUUCUUGAUAAUGUUGCUGCAGAAAUCAACACAUUCUACACUAAAGAGAUUCAAUUAGUUAGGGACUAUUUGAUUACGAUCAUUAACAAUUUGAACAUUGAUAGAUUGACUGACUUUGUUGGUGUGUGCAUGGAAUUGGUCUUAGUCAUUCUGGACGAUAUAAAACGUAUUGUUUCUACAGUGAUUUCAAUGGAUUUUCACAAUGGAAGUCUAAAAACGGACAUUUCUUUUCCCUUCUAUCAGUAAACAGUCAGAACUGAAUAAACUUUUGAAACCUAUGAAAUACUACCAACUGCUAUAGAGACUGAAUUAAAUCCAGCAUGUAUUUCUAGCAGCGAGAACUCUAAUACACACAUUAUUAUUAUUCUUUUGUGUUAUUAUUUUUAUGCAAACAAGAAAUUCUAACAAAUAAACCAAAAGCAAUAAAACUA
Molecule: messenger RNA, 11249 nt
Organism: Tachysurus fulvidraco (yellow catfish)
Lineage: Eukaryota; Metazoa; Chordata; Actinopteri; Siluriformes; Bagridae
Gene: apobb.1
Product: apolipoprotein Bb, tandem duplicate 1
Exons: 28
Coding region: 67-11064 (3665 amino acids)
Biological process (GO): triglyceride mobilization; cholesterol homeostasis; lipoprotein transport
Cellular component (GO): very-low-density lipoprotein particle; low-density lipoprotein particle; mature chylomicron
Molecular function (GO): low-density lipoprotein particle receptor binding; cholesterol transfer activity
Source: RefSeq, a predicted model, not a curated record